Molecule: messenger RNA, 528 nt
Organism: Fusarium sp. VM40
Lineage: Eukaryota; Fungi; Ascomycota; Sordariomycetes; Hypocreales; Nectriaceae
Source: the annotation of a GenBank genome assembly
AUGGUCUCGUUAAACUUCAUCACUGGCUUUGUUGCCCUCAUCUCCCUCCGCGCCGUCAACGCCGGAGCAUGUCGCCCCAAGUCCAGCUCAACACUGCUGCCUGUAUCUGAUACCACUCUCAUUGCUUCCGAGACCUCAGUACAGACUCUAGCUGAGACAUCUUCCGUCACAAUUGAUGAAACAUCUGUUCCCUUCACCACAAUCGACUCUACAAUCGCCGUCACAACUGCCGAGACAACAAUCGAGACCUCUUUCGCAACCGAGGACGAUGCAACUACCACUGUGGAAAGCUCGGCAGUUACCGACUUCACUACCGACAUCACCACUUUUAUCACUCUCACGGCAGACACCACAACGGAGAUUGCUUCAACUGCCACUCCUUUUGUUCCCGCCGAUCUCUUCCCAUGCUCGCAGGAUACGGACUGCGAAAGUGUCACGUUUUGCGAUACCACACGAUGCGGUUGUGUUAACGGUUUCUGCGAGCUGCUCGAAGUCGAGAUCGAGGUGCCGGUGCGGAGGAUCUUCUAG